AUGUCUCCAAACCAGGAGAAGCGUGAUAUCGAGGCUGCGGUCCAAGAAGCCGAAGCGACCUCCCACCAGAUCGAUCUGAAGGCGAGCAAUGUCGACUUCGAACGUGGCCAGCUGCUUGCUGGCCUGCCAGACCCAGACGAAGAGAAGAGCGAGGAGGAGAAGAAAGCCAUCGACAAGAAGCUGAUGCGGAAAGUGGAUCUCUGGCUUGUACCGUGGCUAUCUAUCCUAUAUCUGCUGUCGUUCUUGGAUCGAGCAAACAUCGGCAACGCCCGCCUGGCCGGAAUGGAGGACGACCUUGGAAUAACUGGUACCCAGUACAACAUCUCCCUCACAAUCUUCUUCAUCUCGUAUGCGAUAUUUGAGCCAAUCACGAACGCCUUGUUGAAGAGGCUGACGCCCCGAUUGUUCUUUACCGCCAUCAUACUUGCCUGGGGUACCAUAAUGACACUGAUGGGCCUGGUCACCAGCUAUCAAGGUCUGUUGGCCGCGCGCUUCAUGCUUGGUGUCGCAGAAGCUGGCUUGUUCCCUGGCGUGACAUACUAUCUUUCUUGCUGGUACAAAUCCUCCGAAAUUGGCGUCCGUAUCGCGCUUUUCUUCUCUGCAGCCGCCAUUGCAGGCUCCUUCGGUGGACUGCUCGCCGCGGCGAUUGCUCUCAUGGACGGUAUCGGCGGCCGACCGGGCUGGGCAUGGAUCUUCAUUCUUGAAGGGCUUGUUACUGUGCUCGCAGGUGUCGCUUCCUGGUGGUUAGUCUUUGACUGGCCCGAGACCGCACGCUUCUUGACACCCGACGACCAAGUCAGGGUGCAACGGCGCCUGAUCCUUGACCGACAGGGCAAGACAGCUGAGGAUUUCGACAAGCGGUACAUCAUUGAAGCCCUCAAGGAUUGGAAAACCUAUGGCUAUAUGGUCAUCUAUAUGGGCUGCUUGGUUCCACUCUACGCUUUCUCCCUCUUCCUGCCAACGAUCGUCCAGGGAAUGGGAUACAAAGGCCACCACGCUCAACUCCUCACAGUCCCACCAUAUGUCUGCGCCGCGUUAGUCACGGUAUCCGUGGGCUUCUUCGCUGACCACACCCGGUGGAGAGGAUACUGCAACAUGGCCACGGUCACUGUCGGCGCUAUUGGGUUCGCUCUUCUCCUCUCAAGCUCCAACAUCCACAUUCAGUACGCAGGCACCUUCCUUGGAGCCGCAGGUAUCUAUCCCACCAUCCCCAAUACCCUCUCCUGGGUGUCCAACAACACGGAAGGCUCGCUCAAGCGAGCCGUCGUACUGGGCAUGGUGGUGGGAUGGGGCAAUCUUAACGGAGUCGUCUCGUCAAACAUCUACCUCAAGACUCAACGACCGAGAUUCUGGACCGGCCACGGCGUCGUGCUGGGCUAUCAGCUUGUCUUCCUUCUUGGCGGCUCGAUCUUCAUGCAUUUUGCAUUGAAGCGAGAGAACAGGAAGCGUCGGUCUGGAGAGCGGGACAAUAUGCACGCGGGCCUCAGCGAAGAGCUCAAGAUCAUUAAGGGCGAUGUCAGGCCGGACUUCAUUUACACGUUGUGA
Molecule: messenger RNA, 1545 nt
Organism: Cyphellophora europaea CBS 101466
Lineage: Eukaryota; Fungi; Ascomycota; Eurotiomycetes; Chaetothyriales; Cyphellophoraceae
Exons: 4
Coding region: 1-1545 (514 amino acids)
Biological process (GO): transmembrane transport
Cellular component (GO): membrane
Molecular function (GO): transmembrane transporter activity
Source: RefSeq, a predicted model, not a curated record